Molecule: messenger RNA, 5148 nt
Organism: Oldenlandia corymbosa var. corymbosa
Lineage: Eukaryota; Viridiplantae; Streptophyta; Magnoliopsida; Gentianales; Rubiaceae
Source: the annotation of a GenBank genome assembly
AUGUCAGAAAAUAGUAAUGGUUUUCCUGAGGUAGAAGAAGGGUCGGUGGAAAAUCCUGACUCAAAUGUUUUGGCGGAACCCACUUCUGCCGCUGUGACUGAUGCAGCUGCCCAUGGCGUUGAACCAGUUCAUGAGCUAGAUAACUCAAAGCCUAUGGAAGAUAAGCCCAAUGAUGCAAAGGUUGUUGAAGAUGGGGGUAGAGAUGAUAUGUUUGUUGAUUGCCCCGAUGAGAUAGAAACCUCAGAAACGACUUCAGAAGAUAGGGAAGAAAUACAGAAUGCUCAAGUAGAAGAAAUUCAGAGUAGACCAUCGAGAGAAGGCGAAGAUUUGAUAGCUGAGAUAGACGUCUUGCACACCAAACUAGAGGAAGCUGUUAGCGAAAAGCAAACCGUUGUGCAAAAAUAUGAGGAAGAAAGAGGAACAUUAAUGGAGAUUGCAGAUAGGGUUUUAGCUUUUUUCCCCCCAACAGUUGAUCAAGGAGAGCAAUUCUCAGAUGAUUUUGUGAGAGACAAAUUCUUGCAUGUCGAGAGAAGUAUCUCAGUCUUGAUUGAAAACUAUAAUCAGUGUCUUUCUGGAGUUGAGAAACUUAAAUCUUGCUUGAGGGUUGUAAAACCAGAUGUUUCAAUGGAGGACAAAGUUGGAAUAUUUGUUAUUGCACAUGAUGAGCUGCUUGAGCUUAGAACAAAAGAGAAAGAUUUGGAAGGAAAGCUGACCCAUUUUGAAAAUGAAAAUACAAAAUUGAUAGAGCAAAUUGAAAAGAACAAAGCUGUCAUUGAGAGUGCGAAUGCGAAAAUUGGAAAACUAGAAGCGGAACUAGAGCAGGAGAAGACAAAGUCCUCUAACACUAAAGAGAAGCUUAGCUUGGCUGUGACUAAAGGUAAGGCUUUGGUGCAGCAACGAGAUUCACUGAAGCAAGCUCUGGCAGAGAAAACAAGUCAACUGGAGAAAUGCUUGUCAGAACUUCAGGAGAAGUCAAGUGCACUAGACUCUGCAGGGCAGGAUAAGGACUUGCUGAUAAAAGCUGAAAUGAUGGCUGUUCAGCUACAGGAAUCUCUAACUCAAAAGGAUUCGUUGCUUAAGAAAUGUGAAGAAAUUUUGUCGGAUACCGAUGAAGUUGAGUCUAUGGAUUUUGUUGAGAAACUCAGAUGGAUUUCAAAUGAGAGAAAUGCACUCAAGGGUUUGAAGUUACAGGUUCAAAAAUUCUCAGAAGCAUUGUCACCAGUUAUUUUUCCCGAAAACAUUCUGUCAAAUGAUAUGGAAAGUCAACUUACUUGGCUUGCUCAGUCAUUCUCUGCUUACAAAGAAGAAGUUAUUAAGUUGCAAGAAGAGAUAGUUGAGACAAGAGAAGCUUCAAAUAAAGUGAUUGAACAUCUUGUUGCUCUGAGUUCAGCUGAAACUCAGGAAAAAGGUUAUCUUCAGGUGGAACUGGAAGAUUUAAGAAGUAAAUAUGAAAGGAUUUUUGUGAAAGAGAAUCAAGUCUCGCGUGAAAGGUACGAAAUUGUCAAUAUGUUGCUCGAAGCUUCUGGGAUGACAACAAUAGAUACACCAGGGAAUGUUAAUAUAUCACCAUCUGACUUGGCGACAAUCAUUGGAAAGCUCAAAGAAGAAGCGAAGGAAUCUACUGAAUCUUUUGAGAGUCAUGCUGGAAUUUUUGAUAAAUUCCAGAGCCUUCUCUUUGUUAGGAAUCAGGAGAUGGUUUUGUGCCAGCAUUUAUUGGAGGAGGAAGUGGUGACUUAUAGGGCCAAGGUGGAUGAGAUUUCAGAUAAGUUUGUAGCUUUGAAUGAAGAGCUUCAAAAACUGAAAGAUGAAAAAGCAUCUCUAGAGGCUGAACUUGUAAAAUCUGAGGAUAAAGCUGCUUUAAUACGAGACAAGUUAUCUAAAGCAGUUAAGAAGGGCAAAGGUCUGGUUCAAGAGCGGGACAAUUUGAAAAAAGUUAUCGAUGAGAAGAUUGCUGAAAACGAAAGACUGGUGGCUGAGUUACAAGUGCAAACGUCUGAAUGUAAUGAUUUGAGGAAUCAGGUUACGAAACUAGUUGUUGAUGUGGGCUCCAUUCCUAUGUUAGAGACAGAACUUGUUGCUGUUAAGGAACAAAGAAAUCAACUUGAACAGUUCCUUGUGGAGAGCAAUGGCAUGCUGCAGAAAGUCAUCGAUUUGGUCGAAAAAAUUAAUCUUCCUGAUGGCUUAGUUUUUAAAGAGCCAGUAGAGAAGGUUAAGUGGCUCACAGAAUAUGUGAAUGAAGCACAACAUGAAAUAGAGAAACUGAAGGAAGAAUCCAGUACUUUAAAUGACGCCUUAUCUGUUGCACAAAACAGUGUUGCAAACGUUUUAGAAGAAAAGGGAGAACUUGAAGCUGUUAAAGAUCAGACUGAACGGGAGUUGCAGAGAGCGUUGGAGGAAGUUGCUUUACAGAAGGGGAAGUUCACAGAAGUGUCGGCUAACAUAAAAUCAUUUGAAGAUGCUUUGACCGAGGCCGAGGAAAACAUCUCUAACCUUACAAGAGAGAAGGAAGAUGCUGUAAGUAGUAAAGAAGUUAUCGAGUUAGAGCUUAGCAGAUCAAAUGACAGGCUUGCCGAUGCUGAAAAAACCAUACAAUCGCUUGAAGAUGCAUUGUCUCAGGCACAAAAAAGUCUAUCUUUGAUGGCUGAGGAACAUAAGAUGAGGGAUAUUGGUCGAGGUGAUCUGGAGGAUGAGAUGAAGAAGCUCAAGGAAGAAGUUGAAUCCCAGGCUAUCAAACUUGCUGAUGCUGCCGUGACUGUAAAAUCACUGGAAGCUGCUAUAUCUGAUGCAGAAAACCGAAUCUCUGAUCUUGUAAAAGGAAACAAAAUGGCAGAACAGGAGAUUUCCGACCUUAAUUCUAAGCUGCAAGUUUGUUACCAGGAGUUGGACGAGUCCCGUGGCAGGAAAUCAAAUACCUCAUCGGAGCUUGUUAAUCUUGUUGCCAGUAUUCAGAAGAUGCAAAAUGAUGAUACUGUGUCCUCGAUAUUGAAACAGAGUUUUGAUAAGAAAGUUGAGAGUCUGAAAGAUGUUGAUAUUCUUCUUGAAGAAAUCCGGGAUUGCUUUUCUGACAUGAUUGGUUCGGACAUGUUGCAAAAUCAUUCCUUCCCUGAGGAUGAUUAUUUUGUCGCAACACUUUUACCGGAUGGGCUCGAAGAAGUCUUCAAGAUAGAAAUGAUAAACGGAGAGGUGACUCAUGGCAUGCGUGAUGAUGAUAGUAUUGUGCUACACAUGAAGAGAACUAUUGAAGGAUUACAACUAAGAGACAAGAAUGCGGCCGAGCAAAUAGAACGCUGCUCCAGAUUUCAGGACGACUUCAUUAUGGCUCUUUUAAAAAGAUUAAGGGUAGCAAAAGAUGGGGUAAUAGUUGCCAGCAAGCUAAUUAGCUCUCUGAAGCAGAGAGUCAGCGAUGUCGAAAGGGAUAGUCAAGCACAGGAGAAUGCAAUUUCUGUGUUGGAAAGUGAUGUAAAGAUGUUGUUGUCUGCCUGUACUCAAGCUACAGAAGAGUUGGCGCAAGAAAUUGAAGUUAACUUAUCCGUUCUAAACUCCAUUCAUCAAUCAGAAAAUCUGAUGAACAGCGAUUCCUUGGAAUUGCAUGAUGGAUUAGUUAACAGUGAGGUAAAAUUUGAAGGCAGUAGAUAUGUGAAGACUGCUGAGGACCUGUUGCUGGCCUCGCUACGGAGUAGAAAUCUAAGUGAAGAGAUUCACAAACUGAUCAAUAUGGUAGUUUCCUCGGCUGAUGACUUGCAGAAAGAGUUGAGAGAAACAAAGGCCACAUGCGAGAAACUGUCAGAAGAAAGGGAUGUGACCUUGAAGAAAAUUUCUGAGCUAGAAAACAAUCUCGCAGCAAUGGGAAACUUGCAAAAUGAGUUGAGCGAAAGUAAAAUCAUGUGCGAGAGAUUGUUAGAAGAAAGGGUGACUAACUUGAAGAGAAUCUCCAAGCUAGAAGACGAUCUUGGAAUGGUGGAGAACUUGGAGAAGGAAUUGAGAGAAACUGAGAUCACGUGCAAUAAUUUGUUAGAAGAAAGGGAGGUAAACUUGAAGAAAAUUUCUGAGCUGGAAACCAAUCUUGUAGCUGCAGAGAACUUGUACGACGAGGUGAGGCAUAAAGCAGAUGAUUAUCAGGCCAGGGAAGCGGCUUUACUCAAGGAGAGAGAGAAGCAUGAGACUGAGGAGUUGCCCUUGUCAUCCUCUCUAAUCAAAUCCCUUUUUGAGAAGAUGAGUGCAAUCGAUAUCUCUUUUACAGAGCUUGAAGUUGAAAACUUUGAGAACCACUAUGUUGCUGCUGACGUUCGAAAGCUCUUCUACAUUGUUGAUAAAUUCGAUGGAUUGCGAGAACAGGUGAAAUCAAAAUUUCAAGAAAACAAAAGUAUGACGUCAAUGCUUGAGAAACAAGAAAUCGAAAUGCAGCAUCUGAAGGAAGAAGUUGAAGAAAGUUUAAUAAAGAUGCAAGAGGCUGAAAAGACGGAGACUGAGCUUGUACUACGGCUCAAAAAUCUCAUUCAGAAAUUAGGGGUUGGUGAUGACUUUGUUGCAGAUGUUGUGAAGAUUGAUGAUUUAAGUGGAUGUCUUUUAACCCUGGAGAAGAUGGUCAGGAGUACAAAGGCGGAGUCUGAGAAUCUAACGUCAAAAAAUGAAGAACUGAGUGCUAAAUUGCUUGCUACGCAGAAAAUGUUGGAUGAACUAUCCGGGCAAGUGAAGUUACUUAAAGAUUCUAGUCAUGGCGGGGCAACUUUUCCAGAGAAGAUUAAGGAGAAGGGCAUCUCUGAACCAUCUUCGUCAAAUUCUGAGCCAGAAAUAUCUGAAAUUCAAGACCUGGGUCCCAUGGGUAAAACUGCGGCAUUGACGGCUGUACCAUCUGCUGCUCAUGUCCGAACUCUGCGGAAGGGAUCAAGUGAUCACCUUGCGAUCAGUAUAGAUCCUGAAUCUGAAAGAUUAAUAGACAAUGAGCAAUCUGAUUUAGAUAAAGGUCAUGUAUUCAAGUCUCUGAAUACGUCAGGACUCAUUCCUAGACAAGGGAAGAUGAUUGCAGAUAGAGUUGAUGGAAUUUGGGUAUCUGGUAGCAGAGUUUUAAUGAAUCAUCCAAGAGGGAGGCUAGGUCUUAUUGCUUAUUGCCUCUUCUUGCAUCUUUGGUUACUAGGCACCAUUUUGUAA